AUGUUAGCAGGAUAUCUUCUUGUGCCAUUGUUGGCAUCUUAUGCCUCGGCCGUGCAGAUCUCUGUUGCUAAGUCCGGUGGUAAUGUCACUACUGGCUUGCAGUAUGGUGCAAUGGAAGAGGAAAUCAACCACUGUGGUGAAGGUGGUCUUUACGCCGAGUUGAUCCGCAACCGAGCCUUCCAGGGAAGCACCACAUACCCUUCCAACUUGGAUGCUUGGUCUGCUGUGGGUGGAUCGACACUGUCGCUCCAAAAUCUCAGCAACCCGCUUUCCUCCGCUCUCCCAACUUCCGUUCGGGUUGAGGGUAAAGGCACCUCGGGCCUGUCCAAUGUUGGCUUCUGGGGCAUUGAUGUUCGGCCUCAGAAGUACUCCGGCUCCUUCUACGUCAAGGGUUCAUACAAGGGCUCUUUCACUGCCUCUCUGCAGUCAGCCAAUGGCGAAGUCUUUGCUAUUGCUCAAGUCGCCUCGAAGAGUGUUGCAAAUGAGUGGGUGCAGCAUGAAUUUACGCUCACUCCCAAGAAGAAGGCUUCCAGCACCAGCAACACCUUUGUUCUGACUUUCGAUGCUUCUAAGGCAUCUGGUGGCUCUCUCGACUUCAACUUGAUCAGCUUGUUCCCGCCUACCUGGAACGAUCGUCCGAAUGGCAUGCGCCGUGAUCUGAUGCAGGCUUUGAAAGACUUGGGUCCUAAAUUCCUCCGUUUCCCCGGUGGAAACAACCUCGAAGGACAGAGCAUUGAGGGUCGCUGGAAGUGGAACGAGACUAUUGGUCCCUUGACCCAACGUCCUGGCCGUGCUACCACUUGGGGCUAUGAAGAGACCAGUGGUAUGGGCUUGGUUGAGUACAUGGAGUGGUGUGAUGACAUUGGCAUGGAGCCCAUCCUUGCCGUCUGGGCUGGUCUCGGUCUGAACCAUGAAGUUGUUCCCGAGGCCGACAUUGGUAUUUACGUUCAAGAUGCCCUCGACGAGAUUGAAUUCUUGACUGGCUCUGUUGACACCAAGUAUGGUGCUCUACGAGCCAAGUACGGCCACCCCGAGCCAUGGACUAUUCGUUAUGUUGAGGUCGGCAACGAGGAUAACCUCAGCGGCGGCGCUGGCUCCUACAGCUCUUACCGCUUCCAGGCAUUCUAUGAUGCUAUUUCCAAGAAAUAUCCCAGCAUUCAAGUCCUGGCUUCCACCAUUGACAUGACCCUUCCCGGAAACGCUGGUGGUGAUUACCAUCUGUACGAUAUCCCAGACAACUUCAUCAGCAAGUUCGGCAUGUUCGACAGCUACAGCGCCGCUCAUCCAAUUUUGCUUGGUGAGAUCGCUGUUACCGAGUACAACAAUGGCGUGGGCAUUGACUGGAGCGACACUCACUUCACCUUGUACCCCUUCUGGCUUGGCUCAGUCGCUGAGGCAGUCUUCCUCUUGGGAGCGGAGCGUAACGCUGACAAGAUUAUCGGAACAACCUAUGCCCCAUACUUGAUGAACCUUGACAGCUAUGAGUGGUCUCCCACCAUGCUCUCCUUCAACUCCAACCCCGACGACACCGCAAAGUCCACUAGCUGGCAUGUCUAUAACCUGUUCAACUCCAACCACAUGACCAACACUCUCCCCGCUACCUCCGACGGCAACUUCGGUCCCCUCUACUACGCGACCGGCCUCAACAACAAGACCAACUCGCACAUCUUCAAGGCUGCCGUGUACAACAGUACCGCUGAUGUCCCCGUCUCUCUGACCUUUGAGGGCGUUGGCCGAGGCGCUUCCGCCGACCUCACCAUUCUGAGUGCGCCCAGCGACGUCUCCAUGAAUGCAGUUGGUGGUGCCAACAUUGUGCAAAGCCAGACCACCAAGAUCAAGGCUGGCAAGCAGGGCGUUUUCAGCUUCAACCUGCCAAAUCUGAGCGUUGCGGUGCUCACCACCAACUAA
Molecule: messenger RNA, 1908 nt
Organism: Penicillium daleae
Lineage: Eukaryota; Fungi; Ascomycota; Eurotiomycetes; Eurotiales; Aspergillaceae
Product: alpha-L-arabinofuranosidase A
Exons: 8
Coding region: 1-1908 (635 amino acids)
Biological process (GO): L-arabinose metabolic process
Molecular function (GO): alpha-L-arabinofuranosidase activity
Source: RefSeq, a predicted model, not a curated record